GAAGUCCUUGUUGGGGAACAAUGAAACUGACUUGUAUUCAGCAGUAUGUGAUCGCUGAGCUGCAGCCAAAUUAAAGCUACCUGAAGUUCAGUACUAGCAAGUUGCUGUACUCAUUUAUUCGUAUUACGUUAUCACGUUGUAUCACUUUUUAAACAUACCGAGGACUCUAUCAUGGAAGUAGAAAAGGAAAUUAAAAAGAUGACACUGGGCCAUGAAAUUGGUGCCGGAGCUGCCUGCCUGAAGUGUAAGGAGAAAUGUGAAGGCUUUGAACUGCACUUCUGGAGGAAGAUCUGCCGGAACUGCAAAUGCGGCCUAGAGGACCACGAUGUGCAAAUGGGCACGGCAGAAGACCGGAAGGUGGGGAGGCUGUUCGAGGACACCAAGUACACAGGCCUUAUGGCCAAGCUGAAGAAAGACGGGGUGCCCAGCUACGGGGGCGCCAUGGUCACCCUACCUACCACCCUGCCCGUCAGUGCCAUACCCAUCAGCACAGCUCAUGCCAGCGCCGUGCCCAUGAAUGCCGCAUCUGCCAGUGCCAUGCCCGCUAGGGUCGCACCUGCCAGCGGUCUGCCAGCCAAAGCUGCACCUGCCAACGCCACACCUGCAACCACUGUGCCUGCAAAAGCCACGCCCUCCAGUACCGUGGCCAACGCCACACCCAUUAGCGCCACGCUUGCAAAGAAGGAUGUGCCCGUCAUGACCGCCACCUAUGAAUGGGUUCCACCAGUGGCCAACCAGUGCCUGGUGGUGCGCUACAUCGAGCUGCUCCCCGUGGAGAAGCGCCCUGUCGUCGGGUCAGAGGGUGCCGCCUACCGCAAGAAGCAGAUGGCCAAACAGCUGCCGGAGCACGACCAGGACCCCUCCAAGUGCCACGAGCUCUCGCCCAACGAGGUCCGGCAGAUGGAGCAGUACGUGAAGAAGUACAAGGAGGACGCUCUGGGCAUGGGCGAUCUCGUACUGCCCGAGGAGAUGAGCCAGGUGCAGGCCCAGGCCGGAGGUAAGGGUGGCUCCGGAGCUGGAGCUGGAGCUGGAGGACCAGCGGGAGCUGGACCUGGGGCUGGAGUUGAAGCAGGACCCGGAGGUGCAGCUGGAAGCAGGGGCAUGACUGCUGCCGUAGGGGCCUUGGGAACUCCAAGGGCUCCCGGAGGCCCAGCAGGACAAACCUAUUCAUGCAGCCACUGCCAGAAGCCCAUGAAGGAGGGCGAGCCGGCAGUGUAUGCAGAACGGGCGGGGUACGACAACCUGUGGCACCCAGCUUGCUUUGUUUGCUGCACCUGCACGGAACUGCUAGUGGACAUGAUCUACUUCUGGAAGAAGGGAAAGCUAUACUGUGGGCGUCACUACGGAGACAGCGAGAAACCACGCUGUGGUGGCUGCGAUGAGCUGAUCUUCAGUAAUGAGUACACCCAGGCCGAGGGCCAGAGCUGGCACCUGAAGCACUUCUGCUGCUUUGACUGCGACUGCGUGCUCGCAGGGGAGACCUACGUCAUGGAGAACGAGAAGCCCGUGUGCAAGCCCUGCUACAUGAAGAGCCAUGCUGUGUGCUGUACUGCCUGUCAGAACCCAAUAGAGCCAGAGGCCCAACGCGUUUCCUAUGGAGAUCACCACUGGCAUGCCGAGCCUGACUGCUUCCAGUGUUCCUGCUGCUCCAAGUGCCUUAUGGGACAGCGCUUCAUGGCCCUGCAGGGCAUGCUCUUCUGCUCUGUCGAGUGCAAGAAGAAGGCCAUGGCUUAGACCGGGGUUGACUAUGCAAUUUCAGCCAAACCGUCUUCCACAAUUCAGCCAGAUGGCUGCCGUCUCUUGAUGUGGAGCUUUCUGGCAUACAGAGGCACACUGCUUACAAAUUUUUUUUUUUAAGAAAGGGCCAAUUUGUUCUAACGCUUUCAAGGCAAGGUAUCUGCAGCCUUGUCCUGCUGUAUCCAAAAAACAGAUGCCGGCUGCUCUUCAGUGCCACUUGAGGAAACACUUUCUGUGCUACUGUAUAGCCAGGUCUACUCUAUGUGUAAUGUGAACCCCAGCAGCAGAUAUGACCAUUUUCUCUUAUGUCAUGUCUCUCAGAUCGAUUGACUGAUUCUGUUGAUUGUACUACUGAUAUGCCUGAAUUAGACCAGUCCAGAAGUUGCCUUCCCACAGAUGGGAUACGUGUAUUAUUUCUGUCUGGAGGGUGGGGGUUUGUGGGGGUGAAGAUUACCAUGGCAGUAUAAAGAUGUGCUUUUCACACAAUUAGCAGGGCAAAGACGGGAUCAGUUCUCUUUGCUUUUGCAACUAAUGUGUUUCCAUGAUGAUACGUCUUUACAUUUCAGUAGUUAUUUUUUGUUCAAUCAAUUGCACUUUAUGUCCUCUUACCCACAUUCUAUAACAUAAUAAAAUUUUACAGCAAGA
This is a messenger RNA of Anguilla anguilla (European eel), 2382 nucleotides long. RefSeq names its product testis derived transcript (3 LIM domains) (gene tes). Gene Ontology annotation, molecular function: zinc ion binding. The coding region runs from base 172 to 1734 and encodes 520 amino acids. The record is from RefSeq and is a predicted model, not a curated record. The transcript has 7 exons. Lineage: Eukaryota; Metazoa; Chordata; Actinopteri; Anguilliformes; Anguillidae.